AUGUUGAGCAAAAUCUUUACCACCGUAAAAUACACAUUAGUAUCAGUGAAUUUCUUAUUCCUGAUAACGGGUAUUAUUGUACUGGCGGUCGGUAGUUCGGUGCAAUCAGCAUACAAUGGAUACCAUCAAUUCUUAUCGGAGAGGUUUUUCUCUCUCCCUGCAUUUUGUGUUGCAACUGGAGUGAUAAUAUUCCUCGUUGCAUUCGCUGGAUUUUAUGGCGCCUUCAUGGAGAGUUAUUAUAUGAUUAUGGCGUUUGCCGGAGCUAUGGUGUUGAUGUUUGUAUUCCAACUAUCAGCCUGCAUCGCUGGAUACGUGCUGAAAGGCAGCACAGUGGCGCUCGUACAGCAACAGCUGUUGAACACCAUGGAUGUGUAUGGUUCAAACCUGGAGGUGACUAAGUUAUGGGAUGAAGUGCAAAAUGACUUCACCUGUUGCGGCGUCCUGAACUCGAGCGACUGGUUACCCCAUCUUCAUACGGAAGAAUCCUUCGGUCUACCCAUCAGUUGCUGCGACCAUGUCUACGGCACCAUUCAAACAUUCAACUGCAACACAACUUUGGCCUAUACCACUGGGUGCUCUGAUGCAUUUGGGAACUGGGUCAAGUCUCACGCUGCGUCUAUUGGAGUGGCAGGGAUUGUUCUUGUAAUUAUGCAGGCCUUAGCUGUGGUUGGAGCGUUAUGGUUGGCGAACAUCACGAGACAAGAAAGACAAUUUCCUUAA
This is a messenger RNA of Pieris macdunnoughi, 720 nucleotides long. NCBI's taxonomy places the organism in Eukaryota, Metazoa, Arthropoda, Insecta, Lepidoptera, Pieridae. The record is from the annotation of a GenBank genome assembly.